Messenger RNA from Cryphonectria parasitica EP155, 1336 nucleotides. RefSeq names its product Calcium/proton exchanger. The record is from RefSeq and is a predicted model, not a curated record. The transcript has a single exon. Gene Ontology annotation, biological process: intracellular calcium ion homeostasis; calcium ion transmembrane transport. NCBI's taxonomy places the organism in Eukaryota, Fungi, Ascomycota, Sordariomycetes, Diaporthales, Cryphonectriaceae. Gene Ontology annotation, cellular component: fungal-type vacuole membrane. Gene Ontology annotation, molecular function: calcium:proton antiporter activity. The annotation marks the transcript as partial.
AUGGACGACAAGCCUCCCACGCAGGAGGAGACCGACGACAAGCCUCCCAAGAAGUCACACCGCCUGUUCAAGAACGUCCAGCCUAAGGAGCCCUUCACUGUCGCCAAUCAGCUGCAGCGCACUCUGCUGAACUCGUGGAUCAACGUCCUGCUGGUGGCCGCUCCUGUUGGCAUCGCCCUGGGCGUCAUACCCAACAUGAACCAGUACGCCAUCUUCGUGGUCAACUUCGUUGCUAUCAUCCCCCUGGCGGCCAUGUUGAGCUUUGCGACCGAGGAGAUUGCGCUGCGGACCGGCGAGACCCUGGGAGGGCUCCUCAACGCCUCGUUUGGAAACGCCGUCGAGCUGAUCGUAGCUAUCAUCGCCCUGAUCAAGAAGGAGAUUGUCAUCGUGCAGACGUCCCUGAUUGGCAGCAUCCUGUCCAACCUGCUGCUCGUCAUGGGCAUGUGCUUCUUCUUCGGCGGCCUGCGGAGGCAGGAGCAGUUCUUUAACACCACCGUCGCACAGACUGCAGCAUCGCUGCUGGCCCUCGCCAUCGCGGGAAUAAUCAUUCCGACGGUCUUCGACCAGCAGACGACCCUGAAUGACUCCUACAUCGCCCAGCUCUCUCGCGGGACCGCCAUCAUCCUGCUUGUCGUCUACGCCGCCUACCUGUACUUCCAACUCAAGACCCACCACGAGGUUUUCUCCCAGGAGAGCCAGAAGGUGCCUAUGCGGCCCAGGAAAAACUCCCUCGGUGCUCACGCCGUCAAGCACGGCAUGGUCGGCCCCGUCGCCAUGAUGAGCCUCCCCGGCCGCAACGAUGAGGGCGGCAGCAACAGCGAGAAGCUGCGCAAGGUGGUGAACGAGGACCCAUCCGAGGACGAGGAGGAGGGCGACGAUCCGCAGCUCUCCUUCCCGGUUGCUAUGGGCACCCUGGCUGGCUCCACGGUUCUGAUCGCUUUUUGUGCCGAGUUCCUCGUCGACAGCAUCAACUACGUGACUACUUCUGGCGGCAUCAGCCAGGAGUUCCUUGGCCUGAUCUUGCUGCCCAUCGUUGGCAACGCCGCCGAGCACGCUACCGCUGUCACCGUCGCCAUCAAGGACAAGAUGGACCUCGCCAUCGGAGUGGCCGUCGGCUCCAGCAUGCAGGUCGCCCUGUUUAUCAUUCCGCUUCUCGUCGUCAUUGGCUGGGGCAUGGGCAUGGACGACAUGAACCUCAGCUUCGAUAUCUUCCAAGUAGCCAUCCUCUUCGUCUCCGUGCUGCUGGUGAACUAUCUCAUCGGGGAUGGCAAGAGCCACUGGCUCGAGGGGAUGUUGCUGAUGUGCCUUUACCUGAUAAUAGCGACAUGUUCAUGGU